ACCCUCAACUCACCUUCAUUAGCUAGCUCAAGCAUUCAUUUGAAUAAUCAUAUACAUAAAUGGAGUUCUCUAAGAUCAUUUUUCUUUCCUUACUUUUACUGCUUCCCUAUGCAAACUCAGUUUCCUUCAGCUUCAACACAUUCUAUCCAAACAUAGGAGGCAUAUCCUACCAAGGUGAUGCAUUCGCUUCUCCUGGAUCUCUCCAACUAACAAAAAAUCAAAUAGACAAUAACCUAACUUACAGUGCCGGUCGUGUCUCCUACGUUCUACCAAUCCACAUCUGGGAUUCUUCAACAGGAAAACUAUCAGAUUUCACCAGUCGUUUCUCUUUUAUUGCUAAGGAUGUUAAGGACUGGACGAUCUAUGGUGAUGGGUUGACCUUUUUUCUUGCACCCAUUGACUCCGAAAUUCCUCCUAAUGCAGCUGGUGGUUAUCUUGGAUUAUUUAGCCCUGAAACUGCUUUAAAUGUCUCUAAACAAAAUCAAAUUGUUGCGGUUGAGUUCGAUUCUUAUCAGAAUCCUUGGGAUCCUAUAUUUGAUCAUGUGGGGAUUCUUGUUGACUCCAUUGUUUCUGUUGCUAAUGUUACUUGGAGAAAUGAUAUUACAAACGGUGCAGUAGUAACUUCAUGGGUGAAUUAUGAUUCUGCUUCUAAGAACUUGAGUGUGUUUUUUACUGAUGCGCAGAAUCCGGUAAGUAGAGGAGUUUAUAGCCUUUCAUAUACUGUGGAUUUGAGAGAAGUUUUGCCUGAAUGGGUUCGAAUUGGAUUUUCUGCUUCUACUGGUACAGCUGUCGAAACAAAUAGCAUUCUUUCUUGGGAGUUUUCUUCAAGUUUGUGAGAGAUUACCGAUGGGAAAGGUAAAUGAAGAAAAAGCAAAAUUAAAUAAAAAUUAAUUAGCUGAUAUAAUACAAGAAUAAAGUUUUUAGGGUUGAGAAAAUUUCAGUGGUUUGGUUUGUUUAAGUAAUGAGUAAA
Molecule: messenger RNA, 970 nt
Organism: Jatropha curcas
Lineage: Eukaryota; Viridiplantae; Streptophyta; Magnoliopsida; Malpighiales; Euphorbiaceae
Product: lectin 7
Molecular function (GO): carbohydrate binding
Source: RefSeq, a predicted model, not a curated record